CGCUCUGGCAGCGCCAACUUUUUGAUAACUCACAACCACCAAAGGAACUUUUAACGGUCGAGAUUGGGUCGCCUCAGAAAAGCAAAAGGAAGAGGAAAAAGGAACGGACAGCAUACACCUAGGUCGCCUGGAAAUUACAUAUACGCAGCGAUGGAGCGGCCGAAGUCUUCGAGCGGACAAACGUCGCUGUUCCAGGUCUAUCUGCGACUACGCCCGCCGAUCCAGAACAAACAUGAUGCCAAACAAGAGCCCUUUUUGUCCAUUGAGCCUCCUGAGGGCGAUGAGCCGUUUCCAACUCACAUCACAGUUCAGCCGCCGAACGAUGCGAGAAAACGGGCCGUGGAGAAAUUCGCAUUCACCAAAGUGUUCGAGGAAGAAGCUACACAGCUCGAUGUCUUUCAGGAGUCUGGCAUGCCAUCAUUGAUCAAUGCCGUGCUUUUGGAGAACAGGGAUAGCCUGGUGGCGACGCUGGGAGUCACAGGAAGUGGGAAGGUAGGCUGCAACAGGUUCCUGAACUAGUGAUUAUGAUAUUGAUGGCAUGCCUAUAUAGAGCCACACGAUCCUAGGAUCCAAGACGCAACGAGGUAUAACACAGAUGUCUCUUGAUAUUAUCUUUAGGUCUCUCGAAAAAACCAUACAAGUUCCGGACGAUGAAGCAGAGAAUCCUCUCCUCGAUUCCGUCGCAGCGUCAGAUCCGUCAGAAGCCCAGAUUUAUGCUGCAGACCACUUUCUUGAGAUGAUCUAUGGAGACGGAGAUCGAGGACGGAUUUCAAGAGCGCAGACACCAAUGUCCAGAUCUCAGACGCCCAUGGUAGGACAUUCAUCCCAACUCAGCAUCUCAGCACUAUUGGGGAAGAAUAUACAUACAUCGGCUUUAUCCCAUCCAGCACUUGAACAAAUACACCAAAAUACACAUAUAUACCCCUUUAUCCCUCAGCUUCCAACAUAUAUGUUUGAUCAUAAUCAAGACACAUCUUGGAGCUCAUGCAUAUCACCAAAGCUUCCCUCUCAAUUGCCUUUUUGGAACAGAAAUCACAGCAACACAGCAAAGAAUUUUACUAAAUCACAUCUCAAGGAUUCAUUCAUAGGAACAAGCUCGCGCCGCCCCCACCUCCCUCGAGUUAGCAUCUUACCACAAGACCCUGACACAAGUGGCAUUGAAAUCUCCGUCCCUGAAACCGAUGAGCAUGUUGUCCUUGUGUCGAUGUACGAAGUGUACAACGACAGAAUCUUUGACCUCCUAUCUCCAGCCAGCCAAGUUAACGGAACGCGAGCUGCAAAUAACCAGAAAGAUCGUCGACGACCCUUGCUUUUCAAAUCAACCGAAGGCUCAACAGACCGUAAAGUUGUUGCCGGGUUGCGGAAAGUUGUUUGCUCAACAUAUGAGGAAGCUUUGAUGGUCCUUGAGACAGGACUGACUGAGCGAAGAGUUACAGGUACAGGAAGCAACAGUGUCAGCUCUAGAAGCCACGGGUUCUUCUGUGUUGAAGUCAAAAAGAAAGUUGUGGAUAGGAGAUAUGGCCACGAAUCGUGGGCCGGACAUACAUUUACCAUUGUUGAUCUUGCAGGUAAGUUAUUACUUUAUAUGAGCGAGUAUGUAGAUAUACUAACUGCCGACAUAAGGUUCUGAGCGAGCAAGAAACGCAAAAACUGCUGGAGCCACGCUUGCGGAAGCUGGUAAAAUUAACGAAAGUCUGAUGUAUCUUGGGCAAUGUCUACAGAUGCAAUCAGAUCUCCAGGAUGGCAAUAAGGUACGUUUCGAUUGUAUAUACUUGCAUGGGGUUCAUCUAAUUUUGAAAUUAAUAGGCCCUCGUACCAUUCAGGCAGUGUAAACUCACAGAACUCCUGUUUUCAAAUUCUUUCCCAUCACCAAACAAUGCAUCGUCAAAUUCACAUCCAAGGAAUUCCCAAAGGGCCGUCAUGCUGGUAAUGGCCGACCCCUUAGGUGACUUCAACGCAACUUCUCAGAUGUUACGAUACUCUGCUCUCGCUAGAGAGGUUACUGUUCCAAGAAUUCCAUCUAUAACCAGCACGAUACUAUCUGCUCCUCCUAGCUCAGCUACGCCAAAGCCCGGCCCUGGCACCUCCAGUAAGGCACAAGCCGCUUAUGCAGACCAGCUAGAACUCGCGGCCUUGGAAAUUGCGCAGAUAAGUGAUGAAUAUGAAGCACUUGCUGUCAGAUUCUCUGAGGAACAAGCCCUGAGGAUUGAAGCAGAGUUCAAGCUCAAGGCUGCUGACGAGCGGUGUCUACUCAUUGAGCAAGACGUUCGAGAAGAAUGUUGGGCUGAAAUGGAAGAACGUAUGGACGAAGAGAAACGACGUUGGCAAGCUGCCUUGGAUGAAGAGACUUCUCGAAAUGAGAAUCAUC
Trichophyton rubrum CBS 118892 is the source of this 2368-nucleotide messenger RNA. RefSeq lists its product as uncharacterized. Gene Ontology annotation, biological process: microtubule-based movement. Bases 596 to 1630 code for a protein of 344 amino acids. The transcript is spliced from 2 exons. Gene Ontology annotation, molecular function: microtubule motor activity; ATP binding; microtubule binding. Gene Ontology annotation, cellular component: kinesin complex; microtubule; nucleus. The record is from RefSeq and is a predicted model, not a curated record. NCBI's taxonomy places the organism in Eukaryota, Fungi, Ascomycota, Eurotiomycetes, Onygenales, Arthrodermataceae.